This is a messenger RNA of Trichophyton benhamiae CBS 112371, 279 nucleotides long. RefSeq lists its product as uncharacterized. Bases 1 to 279 code for a protein of 92 amino acids. The transcript has a single exon. NCBI's taxonomy places the organism in Eukaryota, Fungi, Ascomycota, Eurotiomycetes, Onygenales, Arthrodermataceae. Gene Ontology annotation, biological process: chromate transport. Gene Ontology annotation, molecular function: chromate transmembrane transporter activity. The record is from RefSeq and is a predicted model, not a curated record.
AUGCUCCUCCCAGCUCCGUUAUCAAAAUACGUAUCGUCUCUCAAGUCGCUGAGGCAGAAGUGGCAGGGCCACGCUGCUUCUCGACCAGAGGAUGAUAAAAAUUCACUUUUUGCCAGGCUAGUUACAGUGUUUCUGUCUACCUGGGACCUUGGUUUCACUUCCUUUGGAGGCCCGCCAGUGCAUUUUCGCAUCCUCCAUCAGAGAUUCGUCGAGGGUAAAGGAGUCAAGGAGAAAUGGAUCGAUGAGCAAACUGUGAGCGACUAUCCGAAUUAUUCAUAA